GCACAAGAAACAUCCGGGUCUCUCAGGUUCCCGUUUGGCGACCCGUCGCCAUUAGUGCAAGCCCGUUGUAACGGAUAUAUUUUUUGGUCAAAAUCUCUAAAUUGUAACGUUUUCCAGCUUUUGGAAAACAUUUAACGCCUUGUUAAAGGCAUUUUGUAUUCCUUAACAAGAAAAGGGCUUACAUUCGGGGGUCUUGGCCCCGCGUGGCGAGCUUUCGUCCUCUCUCUACCAGCAGCCUCCAUAACUAGAGACGCAGAAAUCGUGUCUCUUAUUUUUUCUCGGGUUGUUUUAUUGUCAAGAUGUCGCCGUGAUGGAGUCGCCGUGUUUGACAGAAGUGAACCAGGGCCUUCGUCGCCUGACCCGCACUCACUACACCCCGAUUUCCCCUUUUGUUUUUCUGUUUGACGCUCGAGAGCUCGGUGGCUCUCUACCCAGAGCUCUGCUCCAGAAUCGCUCACUGCACGGAGACAAACAUGGAGAAAAACCCCAACAGCAACACCAAGGUUCCGCCUCGUUCCAGCUCCACAGGCCCACCUCCGGGCGACUCUAAACCCAAAACAGAAAAUAAAAAUAAUGGAGGCUCAAAGCGCUGUAGCCGCAAGCGUGAGCCCUCCUAUCCUAAAAGCGAAAGUUUCCAAGGCUCUCGCCACACCACUUCACAGAAAAGCAAGACUUUUGACAAGAGACCCACUCAGAGAGGUGGAGCGCGACAGUAUGGAGUUACAGGUGGUGGACGACGGGAGGAGGUAGCAGAGACACGCCGGGCCGAGUUUAGCCCGGCUCAGUUUGCUGGACCGAAAAAAAUAAGCCUAAACCACCUGCUGAACUUCACCUUUGAACCCCGUGGAGGUACUGGUGGCUUCGGAGAUGGAGGCCACUCCAGUUGGGGCCGCCGAAACAAAUGGGGCCACAAGCACAAGCCCUUCAACAAGGAGCUUUUUCUGCAGGCCAAUUGCCAGUUCGUGGUGACCGAUGACCAGGACUACAAGGCUCACUUCACUGAUCCAGACACUCUGGUCAACUGGGACUGUGUGCAGCAAGUGCGCAUCUACAGUCAUGAGGUGCCGUCUUGCCCCAUCUGCCUCUACCCUCCUUUGUCAGCCCGCAUAACCCGGUGUGGACACAUCUUCUGCUGGCCGUGCAUGCUUCACUACCUGUCUAUUGGUGAGAGGAGCUGGUCCAAGUGCCCAAUCUGCUUUGAGGAAGUUCACACCGCUGACCUGAAGAGUGUGGUUGCUAUGGAGACCAGGCAGUAUGUGGCUGGAGAUGUAAUCACCAUGUGCCUGAUGCAGAGGGAAAAGGGUGCUCUGGUGGCCAUGCCAAGCUCUCAGUGGGUGAAGGUGGAGGAGCCUGUUCGCUUUGGAGAUACGUGUCUCAGCCCGUACUCCAAGCUGCUGCUGACCUCCCCGACGCAGGUUCUGAGCUUGGUGGCAGAAGAGAAGGCUGUCCUGCAGUCUCAACUCAGCCAGGAAGGGGACGCCCAAGGCUGUUUCAUCCAGAGCGCCCUUUGUCUUUUGCAGGAGCGAGAGGAAAUGUUACUGAAGCAGCAGCAGAAGGCAAACUUAAGAGACAGUUUUGACCUGUCCUGUCUGACUCUAGAAGAACCUUCUCCUGUGGAGGAAGUGGUUACUACCACCAGCAGCACCAAACCUGUGCUGCAAUAUUCCUCUGCAUUUGAUGAUGAGGUGGCUGAGGUCCCAGAGGAAGGCACUGCAGAGCUGCCAGGCUUCCCUGAAAGUAUUUUGGAGAGUGUGUUAGAGGAGCCUGCAGAGGCUAUGAUGGAUGCAGCCCCAGAGCCCCAACCUGUUGAGGAGAGCCCUCCCAGCCAGGCCGAGUCCGGCCGCCCUUCAACCAGCGUGGUGCACGGACCCUACUAUUAUUUCUACCAAGCUGAUGACUGCCAGCAAAUGUUCCUGCAUCCUGUGAAUGUACGCUGUCUGUUGCGUGAAUACGGCAGCUUGGAGGCCAGUCCGGACUCCAUCACUGCCACCGUGGUGGAGAUAGUAGGACACACAGUCACUGAGGACAUCCGGCGGCGGCAUCGCUAUCUGGCACAUCUGCCACUCACAUGCGAGUUCAGCAUCUGUGAGUUAGCCCUACAGCCGCCAAUCCUGUCCAAAGAUACUCUGGACACAUUUGCAGAUGACUUGGAGAAGAGAAAGCACCUGAGGCAGAAGAAAGCAAGGGAUGAGAAGCGCAGAGAGAAGCGAAUUGAAAUUGAGGAGAACAAGAAGCAGGGUAAAUAUCCAGAGGUGCAUAUUGGAUUGGAGAACCUUUACCAUUUCCCAGCAUUUGGAUCUCCUCCUAACAACAGCAGCUCCUUUAUGCAGCCUGACUUCAUAUUUGCCCCCUCUUCACCCCUCAGCAGCAGUCCUUCCUCUGAUGGGAUGAGAUUCCCAAAUCUGAAUGGACAAAGCUCUGCACCCAUUGUGGGUAUUGUGGAGGAUGACUCUCACUGUAUGUCCUUUGCACAGAUGCUGAGAGAUGGGAAAGCCAGAGGUGAUGCUGGGCCCAGGAUCACUCCAAACAAAGAUUCGCUGCUGGCUCCCCCAGCAGCAGACAGCGAUGGGGAGAGCGACGGGUCAGACCGUGUCCCUGUGCCCAGCUUCCAGAACUCCUUCAGCCAGGCUUUUGAGGAGGCGCUUCUGCAGCUGGACAGCGGUCCAGCCUCUCUUCCACAACCUGUGGUUGACCCAGAUGAGAAAGGUGGAAAGAAGAAGAAGAAAAAGCAGAAACUUCUAUUCAGCACAUCCAUGGUUCACACAAAGUAGACACAACACUGAAGUUAAUUUAAUCAUAUUGUUUAUUGAGUUGACCUUCCCACUGCUUGUGUUUUUACUGCCAUGCAGACAUUUCUUGGAGCUGUAAGUUAUGGAAAAGGGUUUUAGUAGGUAGCCAAACUUCACGCUUCUUUAGUCAUUGUGCUACCGGCUUGAUCUUUUGUUUGGGUGAAUUGCCAUCAUUUAGAAAUACCUUAAUUUGUGCAAAUAGGUCAAAGCUUUGCUACAACCUCCUGGCACACUGCAAGCCUUAUGGAUAACAUGUUGUUGAGAUGCAAAGUAAAGCCAGGAUUUACUCACAUUAUGUGCGCUUUAGGCUUUUUAGGGCUUGUAUCACAGUGGUUGCUGUGUGAUGUCCAACUUUCCUGAAGUUGACACUGUACAUCGAGGAUCCAUGAGUAACAUUGUUAAGAUCUUUAUGGGUGCUUAAUAUUAGAGUAGCAGUCAGCCAGCUGCAGGCACGCUGCACCUUUAAAUAUUUCCAAGAUACUCAGUGCUCAGGCAUCAGUGUUGAACUUCAGCUUUGAAUAAAUGGAAACGAGUACAUUUCAGUGUUUAUCCCAGGUAAUAAUUUGGAUUAGUGCUUCAUCAUCCUUCUAGAGGAUACAUUUUGGGAUUGAGAUCAGUACCCUGGGAUUUUGGAACAACAACAUGAAUACAUAAUAUUCGAAUACCAUUGCAAAGAAGCAAAAUCACAGUAUUGUAUUAAAGAGAUUAGAUCUGUUGGUUCAACAGAACUCCAGUAUAUAUUCUGCGUGGUUAAACCAUAAGUAUGCACUUUCGUCUCAUUCAGUUUCUCCGGUCAUCUUCUGUUGUAGAAGUUUUACUUACUUUUAACAUUACUUCCCCAAUUUGUUUUCAGUGUUGAAAAUGUGUAAGUUUAGGAAAUUGCUUACAUUUAAAGAAUGCUUUUGAAACCUGGAGAAAAAUUGAUUGAUAAUUUUGUUAUGUUUGAGGGUUCUUUAAGUCACCUUUUAAUUUUGAGCAAGUUUAAGACUAGUGAACAAAACUAGUCUGUUGAAGUGAAUAAAAAAUGAUGCAUAAUCAAA
This is a messenger RNA of Cyclopterus lumpus (lumpfish), 3829 nucleotides long. RefSeq names its product ring finger protein 10 (gene rnf10). Gene Ontology annotation, biological process: positive regulation of transcription by RNA polymerase II; positive regulation of myelination. Gene Ontology annotation, molecular function: transcription cis-regulatory region binding; metal ion binding. Bases 474 to 2771 code for a protein of 765 amino acids. The transcript is spliced from 17 exons. The record is from RefSeq and is a predicted model, not a curated record. Lineage: Eukaryota; Metazoa; Chordata; Actinopteri; Perciformes; Cyclopteridae.